This is a messenger RNA of Cottoperca gobio, 1234 nucleotides long. Its product is annotated as CMP-N-acetylneuraminate-beta-galactosamide-alpha-2,3-sialyltransferase 1-like. Gene Ontology annotation, cellular component: membrane. Bases 1 to 954 code for a protein of 317 amino acids. Gene Ontology annotation, biological process: sialylation. Gene Ontology annotation, molecular function: beta-galactoside (CMP) alpha-2,3-sialyltransferase activity. NCBI's taxonomy places the organism in Eukaryota, Metazoa, Chordata, Actinopteri, Perciformes, Bovichtidae. The record is from RefSeq and is a predicted model, not a curated record. The transcript is spliced from 6 exons.
AUGCUUUAUAGAUCACGUGGAAACAGAGCUCUCAUUGCCCUGCUGUGCAUCGCUGCCUUUGCCCUGAUGUAUAUAUCUUCUUCUUCAUGGAGUUCAUCUGUGUAUUUCCUCGGCCGUCAGAGCUCAAGUCUUUGUGCCUGUGACAAGUGUUUAAGAGAGGCUGAUCUAUGCGUUGGGGAGCGUAUCAAUGAAUCUCCGAAGCCUUUUUUGUCAAGAAAAUAUGGAAUUUCAGAGGAAGAUUACAAUUGGUGGAAGAACAUAUAUCGGGAAGGUCAUGACUUCAGUGUCUACAAUACAACAGUGGACAAACUGUUCCAGAUGUUCCCACACAUUGCAGAUGUUGGAGAAUCCAACAAUAAACGCUGCACGACUUGUGCUGUGGUGGGGAAUUCUGGUAACUUGAAGCGAUCACACUAUGGACCUCUCAUAGACUUUCAUGAUAUCGUAAUAAGAAUAAACUAUGGCCGUACCAAAGGCUAUGAAGCAGAUGUUGGGACCAAAACGACUCAUCGAGUAAUGUAUCCGGAGAGUGGAUCUUAUUUGGACAACACCACUAGUCUUGUGCUGUUUCCAUACAAAAUAAAAGAUUUCCUGUGGCUCAUUGACGCCUUCAAACAAGGGGAGGACAGUGCUGUGAACUCAAAGAGGAGAGCAAACAAGGAUUUGGUGCUUAUCCUCAAUCCAGCUCUCAUGAAAUAUGUCCAUGAAAUUUGGCUGGGAAGAAAGGGCAAUUAUCCAUCUACUGGCUUUUUGACUUUGGCUCUCAGCAUGCAAAUAUGUGAUGAGGUCAGUGUUUUUGGGUUCGGAGCAGACAGAGAUGGAAACUGGAACCAUUACUUCGAAGUUCUCAGAAACAAAAAGCUGAAAACUGGAGCUCAUGCUGGAAUGCAUGAAUAUGAAGUUAUUCAGAAACUACACAAGAAGAAGACAAUCAGUUUUUAUAAAGGCUUUUAAAGGUGUUGGUUUCUCUUUUACUGUUUCUCUCUACGUCAAUUUAAUUUACACAACCGAGAACUUUAGCUUGAAGAGAGAACUCUAGUCUCAGUCCUAGAGCUGAGGCAGUAUAAAGUAAUUGUAAUUAUUAAAUCACUGUAAAGUUUUGUGGGCAUAAAGUAUUAUUAGGAAGCUAAAUAUAGAGACUUGUUGAUAGGCAUGCUGAUACAUACACACUUCUCUCCUUUUAAUAUGGAAAUGUAUUGGUGGACCUUUCUGCGUUUAAAAAUAAUAAUAAGAA